UUGACGUCCGCCCGUCGGGUGGCCUCAGCGGCGCAUGCGUGCUCCCGAUGCCGGUGGAGGAGGGGAAGGGAAGGGAGGGGGAGGAGGCGCAGGAGCGGCGGCUCUAGCGGUGGAUUUUUUUUUUUUUUUUUCAUAUGGUGAGUGGGGGGCGCAACUCACAGCCCCAGGUGCUGCUUUUGCUGGGAGCCGCGGCGUCUCCGGAACGCGGCCGGGUGGUUGGUUCCGAGUCACCGCCAGACUCCAGGGUGGGGGAGGGAGGCGGCCAGAGCGGCGGGGCACAGGUGAAUGACAAGCACAAGAAGGAAGGAAACUUUUACGGUGAUUGAUUGGACUAUCACGCUGAUUCCACCCCCCUCUUCAAAUCACAAUAAAGCUGCUGGAAUUUAGAAGCUGAUUCUGUCACAUUAUAAGAUGCCUUUGGAUAAUUCUGCAUUCUUCUUAGACGAUUCUUUAUAUCUUGCAUGUGUAUUAUAAAGUGCAUAAGUCCUGAGUACCAUCUUGAUGAAAGUUUAUGAAGUCAAAACUUGUCUAAUCAAGAUCAAGAUAUAAAAUAUUUUCAUCAACCCUGGAGCCUCCUUCAUUUCCCCUGACAAUCAUCACACAUUCCCAAAGAAUUCUGACACUGAUGGUCAACCUUACUGGAAGACUACAUUACAGUGUUCUGAAGAAUCAACUUCAAAAUACUAAAAACAAGACAAAAGGAGAAAUACAAAUGUCUACCACAAGACGAAAACGUAGUAUGUUAUGUUGCUUACCAUAAGCUGUAGUAAAAUGAGCUCAAUUGUUGACAGAGAUGAUGGUAGUAUUUUUGAUGGGUUGGUUGAAGAAGAUGACAAGGACAAAGCAAAACGAGUAUCAAGAAACAAAUCUGAAAAGAAACGUAGAGAUCAAUUUAAUGUUCUUAUUAAAGAACUGGGAUCCAUGCUUCCUGGUAAUGCUAGAAAGAUGGACAAAUCUACUGUUCUACAGAAGAGCAUUGAUUUUUUACGAAAGCAUAAAGAAAUCACUGCACAGUCAGAUGCUAGUGAAAUUCGACAGGACUGGAAACCUACAUUCCUUAGUAAUGAAGAGUUUACACAAUUAAUGUUAGAGGCUCUUGAUGGUUUUUUUUUAGCAAUCAUGACAGAUGGAAGCAUAAUAUAUGUGUCAGAGAGUGUAACUUCAUUACUUGAACAUUUACCAUCUGAUCUUGUGGAUCAAAGUAUAUUUAAUUUUAUCCCAGAGGGUGAACAUUCAGAGGUUUAUAAAAUACUUUCUACUCAUCUGCUGGAAAGUGAUUCAUUAACUCCUGAAUAUUUAAAGUCAAAAAAUCAGUUAGAAUUCUGUUGUCACAUGCUUCGAGGAACAAUAGACCCAAAGGAGCCACCUACCUAUGAAUAUGUGAAAUUCAUAGGAAAUUUCAAAUCUUUGAAUAGUGUACCUACUUCAGCACAUAAUGGUUUUGAAGAAACUAUUCAAGGCACACACAAGUCUUCAUAUGAAGAUAGAAUUUGUUUUGUAGCUACUGUAAGAUUAGCUACACCUCAGUUCAUCAAGGAAAUGUGCACUGUUGAAGAGCCUAACGAAGAGUUUACAUCUAGACAUAGUUUAGAGUGGAAGUUCCUAUUUCUAGAUCACAGGGCACCACCGAUAAUAGGAUAUUUGCCAUUUGAAGUUCUGGGAACAUCAGGCUAUGAUUACUAUCAUGUGGAUGACCUAGAAAAUUUAGCAAAAUGUCAUGAACACUUAAUGCAAUAUGGGAAAGGCAAAUCAUGUUAUUAUAGGUUCCUGACUAAAGGACAACAGUGGAUUUGGCUUCAGACUCAUUACUAUAUCACUUAUCAUCAGUGGAACUCAAGACCAGAGUUUAUUGUUUGUACUCACACAGUAGUAAGUUAUGCAGAAGUUAGGGCAGAAAGACGACGAGAACUUGGCAUUGAAGAGUCUCUUCCUGAGACAGCUGCUGACAAAAGCCAAGAUUCUGGAUCUGAUAAUCGUAUAAAUACAGUCAGUCUCAAGGAAGCACUGGAGAGGUUUGAUCAUAGCCCAACUCCUUCUGCUUCCUCCCGGAGUUCAAGAAAAUCAUCUCACACAGCAGUCUCUGACCCUUGCUCAACACCAACGAAGAUCCCAACGGAUAACAGCACUCCUCCUAGACAACAUUUACAAACUCAUGAAAAGAUGGUACAAAGGAGGUCAUCAUUUAGUAGUCAGUCCAUAAAUUCCCAGUCUGUUGGCCAGUCAUUAACACAGCCAGUGAUGUCUCAAGCUGCAAAUUUACCAAUUCCACAAGGCAUGUCCCAGUUUCAGUUUUCAGCUCAAUUAGGCGCCAUGCAGCAUCUGAAAGACCAGUUGGAGCAACGGACACGGAUGAUAGAGGCAAAUAUUCAUCGACAACAGGAAGAAUUAAGAAAAAUCCAAGAGCAACUUCAAAUGGUCCAUGGUCAAGGACUUCAGAUGUUUUUACAACAGUCAAACCCUGGAUUGAAUUUUGGUUCUGUUCAACUUUCUUCUGGAAAUUCAUCUAACAUCCAGCAACUUUCACCUAUAAAUAUGCAAGGCCAAAUAGUUCAAACUAAUCAAAUUCAAAGUGGAAUGAAUACUGGACACAUUGGCACAACACAACAUAUGAUACAACAGCAGACAUUACAAAGUGCAUCAAAUCAGCAGAGUCAACAAAAUGUACUGAGUGGGCACAGUCAACAGACAUCUCUUCCCAGUCAAACACAGAGCACUCUGGCAGCUCCACUGUAUAACACUAUGGUAAUUUCUCAGCCAACAGCAGGAAGCAUGGUCCAGAUUCCAUCUAGUAUGCCACAAAACAGUACCCAGAGUGCAGCAGUCACUACCUUCACUCAGGACAGACAGAUAAGAUUUUCUCAAGGUCAGCAACUUGUGACCAAGUUAGUAACUGCCCCUGUAGCUUGUGGGGCAGUCAUGGUACCUAGCACUAUGCUUAUGGGUCAGGUGGUGACUGCCUACCCUACUUUCGCUACACAACAGCAGCAGUCACAGACAUUAUCAGUCACACAGCAGCAGCAGCAGCAGCAGCAGAGUUCCCAAGAACAGCUAACUUCAGUUCAGCAACCAUCUCAGGCUCAGCUGACCCAGCCACCACAGCAAUUUUUACAGACUUCUAGGUUGCUCCAUGGGAAUCCUUCAACUCAGCUUAUCCUCUCUGCUGCAUUUCCACUACCACAGAGCACUUUCCCUCAGUCACAUCACCAGCAACAUCAGUCUCAGCAACAGCAGCAACUGAGUCGGCACAGGACUGACAGUCUGAGUGAUUCUGCCAAGGUUCAACCACAGUAGCACACACACCACCCCUGUGACCUCAAGAGAGGAAAAGAUUGGCCCAUAAAGAGUUGCUCUGAUAAUCUGAUAGGAGUAGAAGUUCUAGCAGUUUCAUCAGGAGAUGCAGUAUUUGGGUGUUCUAGUUCCUGGAAGCAGUUAGCAGAGAAAAUGCUGCCAAGUGCUAGCCAACAAGAGAUGUUCAUAGGGCCUAGCCAAUUGUGACAGUGUUUCACUUGCCCAGAUAUAUUUUUUGAUGGAAAAAGAGUAUAUUGCCAAAUGUUAAGCUCAGCUUUGAAACAUGACCUCCAGUGAAUCAGAAAGACACUAACAAUGUUAGUGGCUUUUGGUGGUUCUGUGCCUGUUUUCAAGUGUUACCGAGGACAUACCACUGCCAUGUCAGGGGUUGCUUAUAAUGAUGCCAUGAAGACAGUCCAUUAGAUUCAGUAGGUCCCCUUUCCUAGAUCAUGGAAGAGAGGCUCCCCUUUUCAGAUAAUGAUGGAAUAGUAAUUGGGUUGAGAAUGUUGUGUGAGUUCAAAUUCUCUGUGUACAGAUAAUGUAAAAAUAUUAUGUUUAUGUGUGGGUAGAAGGAGAGGAAGCAGAACACUUUUAUAUGCUGCAUGAAAGCAUUAUCUCCUUCUUAUAGCUAUCAGUACAUUUCCUUAGGUUCUGACACCAUAUGUAAAUUAAUGUAUCCUCUGUUUUCCCUUUUGUUUACAACGUGAUAGUGUUUAUUCACUUUUCCAGGGCACAAGUCUUUAUGCUCAUACUUUGGCUGUGAUGUCACAGUUUGUUCAGUGAGGUAUGAUGUGCUACUGGAAAUGGAUUUUUUUUCAGGUUAAAUUAUUGAAAUAACAGGAUGUUCGAGCUACUCAGAAGUAUCCCUCAUUUCAUUAUUCAGUCAUGUUUGAAAAUAGGACUUGCACUGCUUUUUUUUUUUAAGUUGGUUGGGAAUUUUGAUCGCAUUUUGAUGUAGUUCAUAGUUGGGUAUAGUUGUAUAAAUGGUUUUCAACAUGUCUGAAAGUUGCUCAAGAAUGUUUCAGUUAUAGGGGUAAAUUUUGCACACAAAACAUUUUAGGCACUUUUUAACAUUCUCACUCGUGGGAAUUUUAACUGUUAAGAUUUGUUGGAAUCUUUUUAUUCUUCACAAUUUCAAUGCUUCUUUUAGUCAGAAAUGAUCCAGGGUUGAGGGAAAAUACACAUAGUGCCUUGAUUUUGAUUCAGGUGAUAACUCACCACCUUGAACUCAUUGUCUGGUUUCAUAGCAGUUUUGAAACGUUAGUACAUUUUUAGCAGCAUGUGGGUGGGUGUCAGGACCAUUGAUAUUCUCCCAAGUCCAGCUUUAAAUCACUUGGACUAGAGUUACAAAUAAGUUAGAAAUAAAAGAUGACAUCCUUAAUACUAUCAGAGUCAUUAGAGUGAUCUAAAUUAUUUUUUAAUUAAAUCAGCAUCUCCUAUAAAGCUAAAUAAUCAUUUAAAAAUACCAGUAAAUUCUCAAUAUGAUCUUUAAUAUUUCUACAAAGGAAACAUUUUUCUUUCUGUGUUCACUAUUACAUAGAAUAUUGUAACUCACAUGCUUUCUAAACAUGAACUAAGACUUCAUUUUUAUAAUACCAAAUUCCAAACAUAAUAGGUUCCAACUGAAAUUGCAUGCAUUAAAUAAUACUUUACUAGAUCUAUGGUAGUAAGUAAAAUUAUAUUUAUAAAGCAAAGGAAAAUUAUUCGUGUCUCAUUAGAAUAUCAGAAAUUAUUACCAAGAAAAAAAAGAGAACAAGCUGUGAUAAGUGAGAAUUGAUCUCAAUAAGAUUCACACUAUUAAUAGAAAAGAUUUCAAGGCAUGAAAAUAACCUGAUAUAAAAAUUGACAAAGAAACUAGAGGAAUUUUCAGUCAGGUCUUAAGACUUCCCUAAUCCUAACUCUGCUGUCAUCCUGAAAAGAUCCACUUUGUCUUUCAAUAGAAAACUGUAUCCAAUCAUUCUUGAAAUUAGAAAAUUAAUGUUGAAAAUAAAAUAACCAAAGACAGUUGGUACCUACCCUUCUACAAAAGAAGUGUCACUAGAUACCAAUCAAUAAUCAACAUAUCAAGGAGCACCUCUUAUAGCUAAGUGAGCAUCCAGAAGAGAUAACCUGACUUUCUCAGAAUGUCAAGAAUAGUUGUUAGAUAGUGUGUAAUUGAGCAUACCUACAAAAAUUGAUAUUAUACAACAUGGCAAUAGGAUCUUCUCCCCUUUCAAAUUGCCUUUCUUGAUCUUUUCAUGCCAUUCCAUAUAUCUAGUGAUAAAGGACUGAAGAUCCACAAAAGCAUUGCAUUAGAUAAGCCACAGGGUCAAUCUGUAAACUAUUCACUCACAUUCUACACCAUCAGUCCCUCCAAGUAUUUUUCAUCCUCACAAAUGUUUAGAAAAUUAUAUGAUUUUUUAAAAAUCUCUUUUCCCUUGAGCUACUUUUUUUUUUCCUGCUUAGAGUUGCUUAAAAUUCUGCUUAGAAUUUUAAAGAAGUAGCUAAUAAGUUUAUUUUCUGUAGGAAGUGUUUGGGAAGGGCUAAUAAGCACCAUCUGCGUCUUAGCACCUUCUUUUGUUUCCUUCCUACCUCUCCUAAACUUAUAGAGGUGCCCCUGCUCCCAAGAGUGGAAACUUGAACAUUCUGAUGAAGAACAGCAGUUGCUUAUUCUUCAUCCUUUUCUGUAGCCAAAGUUGUUAAUUAAAACCCCGAACAACCAUCAUGAAAAAAAAGAAACAUCUUUCAGCUACCUGAAAUAUAUCUGCUUUACUCUUAUAGAUGAUCAGGUUUUCUUGAGGAAGAAUAAAGCUGGUUGGCACUUUUUAGGUUCAGAAAGAAAGUGUUAGCUGUUCUGCCAUAGCUCUGGGUGAGAGUAGUUUUGACAACUGCAAAUGAGAACAAACUGAGGACUGCUGCUAAGAUCAGUGUCAGACCAGAGCCCAAGAUAUUCAAAAGUACUCUUGAUUUUUGAGUAGAAAAUAUUGGAGGGAAACCAAAUGGAGAGGCUAUGGGGAACAUGUAAGUAAAUAUUGUAAUUCGGUCUCCAAACUAUCUUAAGUUGAGGGUAUGAUUUGAGUUCCAUGCUUUGCUUUAUCAUUUAAAUUUAGAUCGUUUAGGAAUGUGUUGGUUAAAAAAAAAAUAAAAAGAUACCAGUGACUUUUGAGUACUGAACAAAAGAUUUGAGUACUAAACAAAAGAUUCAGUGUGGAAUAGUGGAAAUGUUUUUGACUAUUCAUAAGUGCUGUAGUUGUUGUUCAUUGCCUUAAAGUGAUCUGCUUGUAGUUUGGUAAAGAUAUUGAAGUGGUGAAAUUAUAUAAAGGGCGUUGUGAUGUUGAAAGGAUAUAAGCCCUUGUUCAAGAAGCCUUAGAAAAUAGACCCUUAAAAUAGUACUUUAUUUGCCCUGCUAUAAACAGGUGAAAAUUAUUUUAAACUGGAUAUGACUCAUUUAAAAAAUGUUCCCACUACAUUGAAGUCAACUUUUUAAAAAAGUAGAAUACAAUUAGCAUUUUACUGUAGUUUUCAUUUCUACUUUUCUAUGUUUCUUUGGUGAUUGAAAGUUUGUUGAUGGACAUUUGUGUAAAAUUCACUCAAGUCUAUAACCUUUCCAAUAUCCAUGACCCUGUUCUUAGUCCCUCGGGAGUCAGUAUUGGAAAGUAAAAACACUGGAUAUUACUAUUGCUGAGUGAGUCUAGCCAAGAUUAAGCCGAUCGUAAUUUUUAAGUCAUGGAAAAUAAACAGCACAAAAGCACUUGCCAUUUUAAUAGUGAUUGGAGAAAGAACCUUUUUAGUUUCGGUUGAGUAAACAUUCUUCUAAAAGGAGCUUCUGAAGUAAUUGCAAAGGAAAAGAGUUGACUAUUUUUAUAGCAUAUUUAAUAUAUUUGUAUAUAACUAUGAUUAUAGUAGAAACCCUCCAUAUGCCUCUCACUUUUCUAAUUUACUCCCUAUUUUGCCAUAGCACUAGUAUAGCCUCAUCCGCAUGGGUAAUGUGCCUAUUGUCAGCCUACCAAAAGAUAGUGCUGCUGCUUUCUGAGACAGGUGAGAAGACCCAACUCUCAUGCCUUGGGGAUCCUUUGUAUAGGAAUAGCACACAUCUAACACAACAUACCACAGUUUAAAAGCAUCAUUUUGAAAUGUAAUAAGCACUUUAUUGCAAUUAUCCAUUUUGAUAAAGUUUAUCUUAGGCAUUGCCAUUUCAAAAGGAUCCCCAAAUCAUCACUUAGGUGAAGUUUUUAAAUGAUACAUUUCUGAGAAAUGUUUAGAUCCAGUGAACCAUAGUAGGUUUAUGGGAGUGAUUUCAAGGUAGUCAAAUGAACUUUGACCUAUGUUUUGAAUGUGGUGGAGUUAAGAGGUUGUAGAUGUUCCAUGUAGCCACUAUUGUAAACCUAUCUUGCCUAUUGUGUGGACACCAAAAGAGACCAAUGAGCCUGUUUAUUUUCAGAGGUCUAGGAAAACUGCAUCAGUGUGAAUAGAUAGAUGUAUAGAACUAACCUAAAAGUGAGUGUAGUAAUUUUUAGAAUACAAUUAAUUUCAAGAAUUGUUAUGGGUAUUUUAAAUGUCCUCUGAAAUGUUGGCAUGUCAUUUCAGCGUUUCCAUUUGAAUUGCUCUGUGGUGUUUUUGCACAAAACUGAGAAAAAUGCUACUUUGGUUGGGGGGGGUUAUGAUUUGGUCUUAUUUUAAUGUCUAUUUUGGAGACACGGGGGGGUGACUUUUAUUGUCAAGUUAUUAAUUCAGGAUAUCUUAAAGUGCUGAACAGCUCACAAGAAAUUAAGCAGGCACGGAUAUUUUAAAUUUUCCUCCCAUGUGACUAUUUUGCAUAUUUCCCCUUGUCAUAAUUUAGCACUACAUUCCUUGUGUUUCUUAAAUAAAAUAAUACUCUGCAGGUUAUUUUGAGUAUUUAACAAUAUUUUAUAAGCUGCCUGGGUUUUCCUAAGGAAACGUUCUUCAGUGAAAUGAUUUAAUUUAUGAAGAGAAUAUUUAGUAAAAUGUCACCACCACCACCAGCAAACACUGAGGGUGCUUGCACUAAGUGACAAUCAAAUAGUAUUUAUGGAAGAAUUUAGAAGUGGUUUUAAAGAAGCAAUUGCUUUGAAAGCAGUUUUCUAGGUUUCUUGAAUAAAAAUGGCUAAAUGUAUUUAUUUAUAUUUUUAAAUAUCUGUGUUUUAUCAGUGAUUCAUUAGUGUCAUAUAUUUAAUUUGUGGUUUAUCUCAUUUGCCUCAUAAUCUUCUAUUAGAGAACUGGCUCUUGCUUGGGGAGCAGUCUUGAUCCCUCAGGAUGACUCUUGAUGGGCAGUCCCAAUCUGUUUUACUUCAGGUCAACAGUGGAGGGCCUGAGUCCAGAUAACCUUGCACUUUGGCCCUGGUCUCAUGUAAGAGAAAAUAAAACUAAUUCCUUUCAAAUCUUCCUCUUAUCUACAGCUCCAACCUUUUUCUAGUUUCACUUGCUGCCUUUUCUAUUUCAUGGGCACUUUUUAUAUGAUUACGUCCCCAACACAGCCAAAGGCCAGUAUGACAGAACCAGUGGCACAUCUCCAUUCUGCCUACUUGGGGAAAUGCUAGGAAAAAGAGCAUCUUCUAAUGGCUGUCACUAUCAUAUCCAUAUUAAAAUAUACUUAAGGUUCUUAAGUAUAGGUGGAAUAAUGUAUACACACUGCAAACUCUUCUACAAGAUUUGUUUGUCUUUAUAUAGUGUAAUGUUGCUUGCUUGGCCCUUUAAAAACAAAAACUCCGUAAUACACAGCACUGCCCUUUACAGCAGUAUUUGAACAUUCAAAGCUUAGAGAUUCGAGGAUCCUUCUUAAUGAUUUGCAUUGAAAUAUAAUUCUCUACUUUUAGAGCUCUCAAGAGUAGCUCUUGCUUAGGUCUUACAGGCCAGGUUCAGAGCAUGCUAGUACUGCUUUGAAGAUUUCAGAGAAUGAUAACUUAAAAGUACAUCAAUUACUAGUUGAGUAUUAUGUAAAAACUGUAACUCUGAGGUUAAAGAUGAUUUUUCAGAUGUAUGCUUUUAAAUUUUUGAAGAAACUGUAGUACUGUUUCAAAAGUGACAUUCAAAUGCUCUGUGUACUUUUGAGCUGGCCUGUUCUGGUGCGAGUUCACUGUGGGUGAUGGUGCCAGUACUAAAGCAUCAAGUGUAUGAUUUUUCAAGUUGAUUUAACUAGACAA
This is a messenger RNA of Erinaceus europaeus (western European hedgehog), 9428 nucleotides long. It is a transcript of the gene CLOCK, whose product is annotated as clock circadian regulator. Gene Ontology annotation, molecular function: DNA-binding transcription factor activity, RNA polymerase II-specific; E-box binding; protein dimerization activity. The record is from RefSeq and is a predicted model, not a curated record. Gene Ontology annotation, cellular component: CLOCK-BMAL transcription complex; cytoplasm; nucleus. The coding region runs from base 745 to 3291 and encodes 848 amino acids. Lineage: Eukaryota; Metazoa; Chordata; Mammalia; Eulipotyphla; Erinaceidae. Gene Ontology annotation, biological process: regulation of transcription by RNA polymerase II; circadian regulation of gene expression. The transcript has 25 exons.